This is a messenger RNA of Daucus carota subsp. sativus, 1089 nucleotides long. RefSeq lists its product as uncharacterized. The record is from RefSeq and is a predicted model, not a curated record. The transcript has a single exon. Lineage: Eukaryota; Viridiplantae; Streptophyta; Magnoliopsida; Apiales; Apiaceae. Gene Ontology annotation, molecular function: nucleic acid binding. Bases 1 to 1089 code for a protein of 362 amino acids.
AUGAAUGGAAAUACGGUUGAUUUAUCAACCAAAAAUGCUGGAAAGGUUGGCAGAAAAUGUGUGCAUGUUAGCCCAAGAAAAAUUAAACAAGUUCCUCUAAAUCGUCGUUCCACUGUUCGAUCUCUGGCAAAAGCUAUCAGCGUGUCAAAGACCACUGUUCACAGGAGAGUGCAGGAAGGAUUAAUUCGUCCACAUACGAAUGCGGUUAAACCCACUUUGACUGAGGACAAUAAAAGAACAAGGUUAGAAUUUUGUCUAUCUCAAAUUGAUCCCGAUACUUUAUUAUUUUCCGACAUGUUUAAUGUUGUUCACAUUGAUGAAAAGUGGUUUUACAUGUGUAAAACCACUACCAAAUAUUAUCUUGUUCACGAUGAGCCUGAGCCGACACGACGCGUUAAAAGUAAGCGAUUCAUUACUAAAGCAAUGUUUCUUGCUGCUGUUGCUCGACCUCGGAAUGGUUUUUCUGGAAAAAUUGGUAUUUUUCCAUUUACUUUCAUUGAACCGGCUAAGCGAAAUAGCAAAAAUCGUGUUGCUGGAACUAUGGUGACAAAAGUUGAUGAAUCCAUUACUAAGGAAAAGGUUAAAUCUUGUUUGAUUGAGAAGGUUAUACCAGCGAUCCAUGCUAAGUGGCCACAGGGUAUGCGUACAAUAAUUAUCCAGCAAGAUAAUGCAAAGCCUCAUAUUGAUUGUAACAAUGCUGAGUUUAUGCAAGCUGCUUCGAAAGAUGGGUUUGAUAUCCGUCUUAUAUGCCAGCCCCCUAAUAGUCCAGAUUUAAAUGUUUUAGAUCUUGGAUUUUUUCGAUCUAUUCAAGAUUUGCAGCAUGAAAAAGCACCCACCACAAUUGAGGAGUUAGUGGCUGCGGUUAAACAAUCUUUUGAUGAAUAUCCAGUUGAAAAACUUAACAGAGUAUUUCUGACUCAACAAACGUGUAUGAAGGAGAUUAUGAAAUUCAAAGGGGACAAUGAUUAUAAAAUUCCACAUAUGGGUAAAGAUAGACUUGAACGUGAAGGCACACUUCCUUUACAAAUAAGAUGUGAAUCUGAUCUUGUGAAUGAUGUUGUUGCGUAUCUUGAAGAACAAGAGCAGUGA